Messenger RNA from Tremella mesenterica DSM 1558, 1221 nucleotides. RefSeq lists its product as uncharacterized. The transcript is spliced from 7 exons. The record is from RefSeq and is a predicted model, not a curated record. Lineage: Eukaryota; Fungi; Basidiomycota; Tremellomycetes; Tremellales; Tremellaceae. The coding region runs from base 1 to 1221 and encodes 406 amino acids.
AUGGCCCCCUCUACUCCCACUCCCAGCCCUUUCGCCGCCAUGAGGAACUUUGGUGGUAUGGUGUCAUCUGCUCUUUCUUUCGGCGACAGAUCUCGCCAAGUCUCCUCCCUCGGCCUCGGCACUCUCUCUCUGGGGGAGCCGUCUGGCGCUGCCUCGCCUCCUCGCUCCGCCUCUCCUCCUGCUGGUUCUCCCUCCCCCGUGUCUGGUUCUCGCGUCCCCGUAACGGGUUCUCCUGGAGGGCCUCCUCCUGCCGCCACUCCUCGCCGUAGGACGCCCGCCUUUCGUCCUGAUCGGGAGGGUAGGAUCGAUAGUGAGGGUGAAGACGAGUUAGAAGAAUACCCGGAUGAUGAUGUGGAGGUGUUUAGUGUAGAGGACAACAAUGUAGAUAGUCCUGAGUCCGUUCCUGCCCCUCCCCCUGCUCAAAUUGUGGGCCAGAAACGACGCCGUUCCCUCUCCUCUUCUUCUUGUUCCUCCUCCUCUUCCUCUUCCGGGGUUCUCCCCCCCGCCAACGCCAUCGCCGCUGCCGCCGCCGCCGUCGCUGCUCCCCCCCUUCUCCCAGAGGGGAGCCUUCGCCCAAACGGCCUGGUCGUUGGGUCGCGGUUGGUGUUGACGAAGCGUGUGAUCGUUGCCGCCUCCCGUCGCCCUUCGGCCCCUCGUCCCUCGGUCUCUCGUCCUUCGGCCCCUCGUCCGUCCUCUCCCGUGGUGCCUUCUCCUCCGGCCCACGGCACCCGAAGUCGUUGUCCCUCUGCUCCUCCGGCCACCCCAGUGGCCGCCCCUGUCACCGCGUCCCCCGCUUCCAAGAAGACUCCAAAGUCUUCUCUAAAGAAAUCAAAAGGGAAAAGGGUGGAGAAAGAGGUCGUCUUUGAAGCUGGUGAUGUGGAAGAUGAAGCUACUCAGCGUGCUGGGCCCUCUGUUCCUCGGUUGUCCUUCGUCCACCCUCGCAUCUCCCUGGACCCUCGUAUCCCGGAGGACGAAAAAGAAUUUGCUACGUAUCGUUCUCUCGUUCUCGGCCUCACCACUCAGCUUGACGUCGCUCGACGUGAUACAUCUCUCUUGCUUGACUUCUCCACUCGUCAAGCCAACGCCUUGAAUAACCUUACUGCGGCGUUAGUAGAUGUAGUCAACGGUGGGAAUCUGAACGAGGAAGCAAGGACGAGGUGGGGAACAAUAGAUGAAGGGCUCAGGGGUUCAGGGGUAGGUGUUUCAUGUGUGGGAGUGUAA